AUGUCUGACUCAGAGUCGUCCCGUCCCGUCGCUCGUCCGGCCGCUUCUGGCGUUGCCAAACCGCCCGGUGCGCAGGUUCGCCGGCGAGCAGCAGGCUCUACUCAGGUCUCCAAGCCCAACUCGACCCGUGCGGCAGGUGCUGGUGGUUCCUCAAACACGAUGUUGAAGCUGUACACAGACGACUCACCUGGGAUUCGAGUCGACCCCUUUAUUGUGCUUGUCCUCUCCCUCUCUUUCAUUGCUUCCAUCUUCUUCCUUCACAUAUCGGCCAAGAUCAUCCGCGCUUUCACCAAAUAG
This is a messenger RNA of Phanerochaete carnosa HHB-10118-sp, 297 nucleotides long. RefSeq lists its product as uncharacterized. Gene Ontology annotation, cellular component: Sec61 translocon complex. The record is from RefSeq and is a predicted model, not a curated record. The transcript is spliced from 4 exons. The coding region runs from base 1 to 297 and encodes 98 amino acids. Gene Ontology annotation, biological process: intracellular protein transport. Lineage: Eukaryota; Fungi; Basidiomycota; Agaricomycetes; Polyporales; Phanerochaetaceae.